UUCCUUGACAAGCCGGAAAAAGGCUUUUGUGAAACUGGCAGCUGUAUCCAACCUUCAGAAAAAGCCGGCUCUUCGUUUCACGAUUUCUUUAAAUAUAUAUAUUAUUAGGGGUUUCUAUAUGGCUAUGAAAGGGAUGAAAUUUUGCACUGUGUGCUGCGUAAUCCUCUGGGUUAUCACUACAGUCUCUGCCGGGCGAGAUUUUUACAAGAUCCUAGGAGUGAGCAAGAGUGCAUCAGUUAGGGACAUCAAGAAAGCCUACAGGAAGCUAGCCCUUCAGUUACACCCCGACAGGAACCAAGACGACCCCAAAGCUCAGGAUAAAUUCGCCGACCUGGGUGCAGCCUAUGAAGUCCUGUCAGAUGACGAGAAACGCAAACAAUAUGAUGCUUACGGAGAAGAUGGACUGAAAGAAGGCCACCACAGUUCUCACAAUGAUAUCUUCUCCAGUUUCUUCGGCGACUUUGGUUUCAUGUUCGGAGGCAAUCGACAGCAGCAGGACCGAAACAUCCCCAGAGGAAAUGAUAUUGUUCUUGACUUGGAGGUCACACUUGAAGAAGUAUACUCCGGGAAUUUUGUUGAGGUAGUGCGAAAUAAACCAGUAGCCAAAGAGGCACCCGGAAAAAGGAAGUGCAACUGUCGACCAGAGAUGAGAACGACGCAGCUCGGCCCGGGCCGAUUCCAGAUGACCCAAGAGAUGGUGUGUGAUGAAUGUCCCAACGUCAAGCUGGUGAACGAAGAGAGAACACUGGAGGUGGAAAUUGAACAAGGGGUGAGAGAUGAGAUGGAGUACCCAUUUAUUGGGGAAGGGGAGCCUCACAUUGAUGGAGAACCCGGAGAUCUGCGCUUCCGCAUCAAAGUGUUAAAGCAUGCCGUGUUUGAGCGUAGAGGAGAUGAUCUGUACACCAAUGUCACCAUCUCCCUCGUGGAGGCGCUAGUAGGCUUUGAAAUGGACAUUGUUCAUUUGGAUGGUCACAAGGUGCACAUUAUUCGGGACAAAAUAACCAAGCCUGGGGCCAGGAUGUGGAAGAAAGGCGAGGGCCUGCCCAACUUCGAAAACAUCAACAAUCACGGGUCGCUUAUCAUCACCUUUGACGUGGAGUUCCCUCAAACACAGUUGGAUGAAAAUCAGAAAUCUGGUGUUCGUAACCUGUUGAAGCAAGGCUCCAUACAGAAGGUGUACAAUGGACUACAAGGCUACUAGCGUUUGUGACUCCAGGCUGCUUGGACUGACUUGUAUGUGACAAACAACAUGCAAAUAACUAAAACAGCAGCAGCAACAACAGGAUGAGCGUGACCUGCACUACUUCUGGACACAGUCUAUAUUUGUUUUGUUUCCCCGACUCAGGAUGCUUUGAAUUUAUGUUGUCACAUUUAAAUAUUGUUUUGUGACCUUUUUUUUUUUUUUUUUUUUUUUUUUUUAAAUUGAAACCGUAUUGUCAGGUUUAUUUGCAUUUAUAGGCUGUAUGAAAGAAGUGGCUGCCAGCGUCUGUUUGUUUUUGUAAUAAAUCAAACAAGUCCCGCAGGGACUUGAAGAUCUUUUUACAAAUUGACAUUAUUGUUGGAGCUAGUAGAGGUUUUAAGGGGCAUUGGGUUUCUCAGAGGCCUCAAAGGCUCUGUCUUUUACAUGGGAUUUGUUUUCCAAUCACAUUGAGCAUGCUGUUGGAGAACCAGCGCACUUGUGAACAAUAUAGAUAAUAUAAAUUGUAAAGUAUCUUGCACUGCUAAUGGUGCUUCUUUUGACUUCCACAUUGAAAUUCUUCACGACUGGAAAAAAACGUUCAAGAUGCAAUUUGUUUUCUCAUGGUUUAAUAUUUUUAAUUCUUUUCUGUUUUAAAAAAGUGAAAUGCUGCCUCCAAAUGUGAAUUAAAAGUUUUUCUU
This is a messenger RNA of Corythoichthys intestinalis (scribbled pipefish), 1878 nucleotides long. RefSeq names its product DnaJ heat shock protein family (Hsp40) member B11 (gene dnajb11). The record is from RefSeq and is a predicted model, not a curated record. NCBI's taxonomy places the organism in Eukaryota, Metazoa, Chordata, Actinopteri, Syngnathiformes, Syngnathidae. Gene Ontology annotation, molecular function: misfolded protein binding. Gene Ontology annotation, biological process: protein folding; protein maturation. Gene Ontology annotation, cellular component: endoplasmic reticulum. The coding region runs from base 119 to 1201 and encodes 360 amino acids. The transcript has 10 exons.